CAGCCUGAAGCACAGCAGUGCCCAGGACAGCAGCCUCCUCGCCGUGAGCAGCGGUAGCAAGCGCUCUCCAGCCCCAGCUUUGUCAGCAAACAGCAGCGGCGGCAGCCGAAUCGGCCUCGGCCUCGCUCCCCACCACGGCCCCUCGUUCCUGGCGCGCUGGCUAGCCGGCGCGCGGCGGCAGCAGCGGCCAUGAAGCUGUACGCGAUCGCGGACCUGCACCUGGGGCACGAGUUCAACCGGGCGGCGCUGGGGGAGCUGCGGCCGCACCCGGGGGACGGGCUGAUCCUGUGCGGGGACGUGGGGGAGACGGACGAGCACCUGGAGCUGGCGUUCGGGGCGGCGACGCGGAACUUCGGCGCGGUGUGGUGGUGCCCGGGGAACCACGAGCUGUACACGACGGGCGGCGGCGCGCCGGGCGGGCCGCGCCAGCUGCGCGGCGAGGCGCGGUACGCGCACUGCGUGGCGGUGGCGCGGCGCUUCGGCGUGCGCACGCCCGAGGACCCGUACGCGGUGUGGGAGGGCGAGGGCGGGCCGGCGCUCGUCGCGCCGCUCUUCACCCUCUACGACUACAGCUUCCGCCCCGCCCACGUCGCCCGCGCCGACGCCCUGCGCUGGGCCGAGGACGCCGACACCGUCGCCUCCGACGAGUUCCUCCUCCACCCGGACCCGCACCCCUCGCGCGAGGCCUGGUGCCGCCUCCUCGUGCAGCGCGCCGAGGCGCGCCUCGCCGACGCCCGCAAGCCGCGCAAGCGCGCCGCCCUGGCUGCGGCUACGGCCGCCGGAGCGGAGCCGAGGGACGACGCGGGCCAGCCGGCGGCGGAGGGGGAGAGGGAGAAAGAGGAAGAGGAGGAGGUCGUGCUGCCGCUGGUGCUCGCGAACCACUGGCCGCUGCGCGAGGACCUCGUGUACAUCCCGCGGGUGCCGCGCUUCAGCCUCUGGUGCGGCACCAAGGCGACCGAGGACUGGCACCGGCGCUUCGGCGCCGCCGUGGUCGUCUCGGGCCACCUGCACGUGCCCCGGACCGACUGGCGCGACGGCACGCGCUUCGAGGAGUGCAGCCUCGGCUACCCGCGCCAGUGGCGCGAGGUGCACGAGCGCGGCCUCGACAUCAACGACCUCCUGCGCGAGAUCCUCCCCGGGCCCCCCCCGCCGCCCGGCGGCAACACUACCGUGCGCUGGAGGCGCUGGGGCUGAACCCGGUUACCCCCUCUCCCCCGGUACCCCCUCCCUCCCGGAGAGCCGUCUCGCGCGACGGCAGAUGUGAGAGUGUCUAGAGUUUUUCUUACGGAGGAGGCAACAGCAUAGAGGCGACGGCGGGAGUAGACGGCGAAUGUGCCCGCCGGCGCGGAUGUAGUGAGGAGGGUG
Messenger RNA from Durotheca rogersii, 1365 nucleotides. RefSeq names its product metallophosphoesterase-like protein. Gene Ontology annotation, molecular function: hydrolase activity. The record is from RefSeq and is a predicted model, not a curated record. NCBI's taxonomy places the organism in Eukaryota, Fungi, Ascomycota, Sordariomycetes, Xylariales, Xylariaceae. The transcript is spliced from 2 exons. Bases 190 to 1194 code for a protein of 334 amino acids.